AUAAUAAUUAUUUUUUUACUAUUAGGUUUUUAAUUGACUUAAGUAUGUUGUUGUAAGUGAGGUUUUAAUAUUACAGUGGAACAUUAGUUAGAUAGAAAUUGGAAGAAUCUAUUAGUUAUUAUUAUUAAUGGUAAGUUAGAAAUAAUUUGUUGGAUAUAUUUGUUGUUCUAGUUAAAAACUUAUUAUAUUUUAGUAGUAAAUUAGUAAUUGUUGAUAGUUUGAUUAAUAAUUUAUUACGGAUGUUGAUGUGUGAUCACUCUGUCCCUCCGGAUCGGUACGAUGAUAGGGUGGAUGAGCAUUUACGAUUUACUGAUUUUUAUCAUGCAUCUAAGAUUGGAAUAGCCCAAUGUCAGAAAGCACUUGUAAAUACUCUAGUCGAAAAGUGGCAUCCAGACACACAUACCUUUCACCUUUCGAUUGGUGAAUGUGCUGUGACACUCGAAGAUGUGGCUAUGAUUCUUGGUCUUCCGACGGACGGUCCUUUAGUCACAAGGAUGACUAUGAGUAGUUUUGAAGUCUUAGAGGCGGAGUGUUUGCACCAAUUUGGGGUUGCACCGAGAAAUUCAGACUGUAGAGGAAACGGUAUAAAACUGACUUGGCUAUGGGAUCUAAAAGAACAGUUACAGUUGACUGAUGAAAACAGUAUACAGAGGUACGUGAAGUGCCACAUUAUGUUGUUGAUCGGUACGAUAUUGUCUGGAGAGAAGUCUGGGGCAUCUGUGCACUGGAAGUUUCUGCCUUUACUUCGUGAUUUUGGCAGUAUCGGACAGUACAGUUGGAGAUCGGCUUGCCACGCACAUCUAUACAGGGCGUUAUGCAGGGUAUCUCAUUUUGACUGUAAGGAGAUCGACGAUCCACUAACACUGCUGCUCAUUUGGGUUUGGAUCCGCCUGCCAAAUCUAGCGCCGGUUUCUAGGGAACCCCAUAGUUUUCCGCUUGCAAACAGGUGGCAUAACUCGGAGCGUGGAGACCGACACUUAGAUAUCUUACACUUGCUCACUUUAAGAAGGCCUUAGAUGAUCUUCAGGAAGGCCAGUUUGUGCGGGUUGCUUAUGCUGUGGAUCGCGUGGAUCCAGACAUAAUUCUUAUAGACAUCUAUAUGCACUCGGUUGUGUGGAGUGCUACGGUGCCGUUGGUAUCUUUUGAAUGCAUUGAGUGGCAUGCAACCGAUCGGUAUAGGCGACAGUUUGGUUUUGUGCAGGGAGUUCCUCAUCAGGAACGGAAUCUAGACAAGGCACACAGAGAAGUCCUGACUGGUCCUACAAAUCUUAAUUGGGCCACAGCCACGAGUCAUUCAUUUUGGGUGAUGCAGUAGACAAACAGGUAUAAUCACGUUCUGACUGAGCUUGAUGGUCCACAGCAUCCCUUAGAUAUUUACAUGCACUGGUACCGUACAAAAUAUGAAAACUAUUUGAACUUGUCAGAUCUUGUGGUUCAAGAGAAUGACGAGGGUGAUCUGGUUAUGGAUGAUGUGGUUCAAGAGAAUGAAGAGACUGAGGAGCAGGAGCCACAGUCAUCGCCACCUCCACCUCCGCCUCCACCUCCACCUCCACAAGAACAACCUCAUUGGUCAAGCCAAUAUGUACCACAAACACAAUUUACCUCAUCAUACCCGAUACAUCAGCAGCAUUGGAGUGUGCCACAGUUUGACUCAGGAGAUGGUGGUUCUUUUAGCCAGUUGCUUGGGUUCAUGGCUCAUUAAACUUGUAAAAUGUUACUUUGACAAGCGCAGUGAUGGGGAGAUUGCGUGCACCCUUCAUGACCGAGUUGAUGCAUUCUACUAAAUUCGUCGUCAUGUGACCCCAUCGGUAGCCACCAUCAAAUGCCAACGCAUACUGUUCGCGGGGGAUUCGGUCUAACCAGUUAGUGUAAGCCUCGCCCCGUUCUCCUAGCCGCUGGUAACGCACUUCGUACUCUCACACCGUCCUCGAAUAUCCUGCAUAAUAACAAAAAACAAUAAAAAAAAAUGGGGUUAACAAACACUUAUUAAAGGUAUCUCUGUUGAUAACAAACUUCGAGUUACUCAAUGUUACCUAUAUUGAUGACAAGUUUUUGCAGGUACGGUGCCUUGAAUUUUCUCAAGAAAUUUGACUUUAUAUGCCUGAUGCAAAACAUGUGGAAAGCUCUAGGAGGUGACGAAGCUCCGUUACUGCGAGCCACAGCUGCAUUGAUGGAUUCGUGUCGGUCGGAUAUCAGUCCCACACCAUCCCGAGUCACAACAUGUUGUCGCAGGUUACUAAGAAAAAAGUGCCACGCAUCAGAAGUCUCUCCCUCCACAAUAGCAAAUGCAAUUGGGACGAUAUUGUUGUUACCAUCUUGUGAAACUGCCACUAACAAACAAUGUAACGACCUAAUUUCUGGUACGUCAUGAUCAUACUAGAAACUGAGCGCUACCAACUUGUCUCCCUAAUUAUUAUCUAUUAUUUAUUAUAUG
Messenger RNA from Arachis ipaensis, 2434 nucleotides. Lineage: Eukaryota; Viridiplantae; Streptophyta; Magnoliopsida; Fabales; Fabaceae. The record is from RefSeq and is a predicted model, not a curated record.